ACGACGACGGGUCGCGCACUACGAGUAGGGCGCUGGUCGGCUCCGAAACCUCGAAGAAGAACAGGAUAAGGAAGAAGACGAAGAAGACGACGUAGAAGAAGAAGUAGAAGAGGCCGAAGACGAAGCGGUGUGGAGGAAGAACGAAUAGUAGAGGGUUGUAAAUUACGACGGUUCUUUCCUGAAAUAAUAGACGAGCUACAAACGGUAGCGUAAGCCAACGGGUGAAGCGAGGCGAGAAGCUUUCCUUAGGCUAAAAGAAAGAAAAAAGAACAGGACAUUUUCGUGAAAGAAAUUGCCAGUGAAAGCGAGCAGACAGGAUGUCUUCUACGAUCGCGAAAUCUUCCAAGUACACGUACCGUUCCACCGGCGGUGGUACUGCCGAUGUCAACAUCGAAUACAGUGCCGACCUGAGCGCUCUCAGCAGACUGGAGGACAAAAUCCGCCUACUGCAGGAUGACCUGGAGUCCGAGAGAGAGUUGCGUCAGAGGAUCGAACGCGAGCGGGCUGAUCUGAGUGUGCAAGUCAUCCAACUGUCCGAACGCCUCGAAGAGGCAGAGGGUGGCGCCGAAUCUCAAUUUGAGAUCAACAAAAAGAGGGAUACGGAACUGGCCAAGCUGCGCAAACUACUUGAAGAUGUUCAUCUCGAGAGUGAGGAGACCGCGCAUCUUCUGCGCAAGAAGCACCAGGAAGUUGUCGUUGAUUUUCAGGACCAGAUCGAUCAGCUCUCGAAAGCACGUGCCAGAGCUGACAAAGAGAAAUCCAAGUUCCAACAGGAGGUGUACGAACUCCUCGCUCAGCUCGACAAUGUCACCAAGGAGAAGUUGAUGUCGAUAAAGACAGUGGAGAAACUCGAAGUGCACGUAUCUGAGCUUAACGUUAAGAUCGAAGAACUGAACCGCACCAUCGUCGAUAUCACCACCCACAAGACCAGGCUGUCUCAGGAAAAUAUAGAAUUGACGAAGGAAGUGCAGGAUUUGAAGGUCAACAUCGAGAACGUCAUUUAUCUGAAGACCCAAAUCGCAGGUCAACUGGAAGAUGCUCGCCGUCGCCUUGAAGAUGAAGAUCGUCGCCGUUCAAUGCUCGAAGCUUCUUUACAUCAGGUCGAAUCAGAACUGGAAUCUGUGCGCAUUCAACUUGAAGAGGAGUCUGAAGCACGUUUGGACAUUGAACGCCAAUUGGUCAAAGCGAAUGGCGAGGUACAAAUCUGGAGAUCGAAAUAUGAGACCGAAGCUAACGCUCGCGCCGAAGAGGUUGAGGAACUGCGCCGCAAAUACGGUGCACGCAUUCAGGAACAGGAAGAGCAGAUUGAAACCCUGCUCGUGAAGAUCAACAACCUUGAGAAGCAGAAAUCUCGCCUCCAAUCUGAAGUUGAAGUUCUGAUCAUCGAUUUAGAAAAGGCAAACGGAACAGCUCGGGAAUUGCAAAAACGCGUGGAACAUUUGGAGAAGAUCAACAUCGAACUAAAGUCCCGCUUGGAUGAGACUGUUGCGAUGUACGAGCAGAGCCAACGAGAUCUCCGCAACAAACAACAGGAACUCCAACGAACCAAUGCCGAACUGGACAAGACUCGCGAAAUGAAGGACCAACUCGCUCGCGAGAACAAGAAAUUAGGCGACGAUUUGAACGAUGCCAAGAACCAGCUAGCCGACAUGAACCGCAGACUUCACGAACUGGAACUCGAGCUCCGUCGUCUGGAAAAUGAACGCGAAGAACUCGCUGCCGCUUACAAAGAAGCUGAAGCAGGACGUAAGAUUGAGGAACAACGAGCACAGAGAUUGUCCGCCGAAAUUACUCAGCUUCGUCACGACUACGAGCGCCGCUUGACUGAAAAGGAUGAAGAAAUCGAAAUCAUCCGCAAGCAGACCAGUAUCGAGAUCGAGCAGCUGAACGCCCGCGUGGUCGAGGCGGAGACCAAGCUGAAGACCGAAGUGCAGCGCAUAAAGAAGAAGCUGCAGAUCCAGAUCACCGAGCUGGAAUUGUCCCUGGACGUUGCCAAUAAGAACAACAUCGAUCUGCAGAAGACCAUCAAGAAGCAAUCGCUUACUUUGACCGAACUCCAAGCCCACUACGACGAAGUUCAACGUCAGCUACAAGUAACUUUGGAUCAACUGGGCAUCAGUCAACGACGCUUGCAAUCAUUGACGGCUGAGCUCGAGGAAGUCCGCGGCAAUUACGAAUCUGCCCUACGUGCGAAGAGAACCGUCGAGCAGCAAUACGAGGAGGCGGUUAGCCGCAUUAACGAGCUAACCACCAUAAACGUGAACAUCGCGUCGUCACGGGCGAAACUCGAGCAAGAAUUGGCUACCCUCGCUGGUGACUACGAGGAAGUGACCAAGGAACUGAAAGUCAGCGACGAGAGAUACCAGCGAGUGCAGGUCGAGCUCAAACAUACUGUCGAAAUCCUUCAUGAGGAACAAGAGCGCAUCGUGAAGAUCGAGGCCAUCAAGAAGUCCCUCGAAAUAGAGGUGAAGAACCUGUCGGUGAGAUUAGAGGAAGUUGAGGCCAACGCUAUCGUCGGUGGUAAACGCAUUAUCAGCAAACUCGAGGCUAGGAUCCGCGACUUGGAGCUUGAACUCGACGAAGAGAAACGCCGACACUCCGAAACGGUGAAGAUCCUUCGCAAAAAGGAGCGCAACAUCAAGGAAGUGAUGAUCCAGGUUGAGGAAGACUCGAAGAACAUCGCGCUGCUGCAAGAGUCUCUGGACAAGGCCGUCCAGAAGGUGAAUCUAUACAAACGACAGCUGAACGAACAAGAAGGCAUGUCCCAGCAGAGCGUGACCAGGGUCCGCCGAUUCCAAAGGGAACUGGAGGCUGCUGAGGACCGAGCCGAUACGGCCGAGAGCAACUUGACCCUAAUCCGUGCGAAACACCGCAGCUUCGUCACCACCUCCACCGUGCCCGGUUCUCAGGUGUACCUCGUCCAGGAGACGAGGUCUGACCUGUAAAAAUCCCAUCGUCAUCGACCAUCUACCCCUUACCACUUCGAACGCCACCUUGUCGUCUUUAGAAACGUGUAAUGAACAAACGACGAAUAAAAGGAAGAGCUUCGGUAUAUCAUCAUAAAUUAUUGAAAAGGCUGACUAGAGUUUUCAACGGGUUGUCCCGCGAACAUCAGAGGAACAUGUUUUCAAUGUGGAAAUCGUGUCACCUUCUUUAAAAUGUUUGUCGAACGACCCGCCGUAAAUUCAAGAUUCAGCCAACGAGAAGCGGUACCCGUCGCAACGAAUCAAAAAGGCAAAAAGCACCGUGGAGAAAGCAAAAUUGCUCAUCACAAAAAGAAAAACGCGAAUCAUCGUUAUUUUCAAAGAAACUAUAAUUUAAAUAAACGAACAAGCAAAAAUAUAUACACACGUACAUAUUACAUUAAUAUAUACCGAUGAAAAAGUUAACAAUGAUUCGUUAUAUCUUCCUUAUAUCUGUUAAUUUCAGAAUCACGAAGCGUAAGGAAUCGAAACGAACUAUCAGGUCAUCCUAUGAGUAAUGUAAAUGCUUACUAAUUCUUAAAAAUUGUAACAAGUUACAUUUCUUCGUAAAAGUCAAACAUUUAUACAAUCUUCUCUAUUCUUCAGUAAGUUUCAAUUGAUCUGGCGUUCUCCGUGUCUUUUCCGCUCCGUCUUUUAAUACGUUCCCCUAUUUUACUUCCAAUUUGUUACAAUAUUUAUAUUAUUCAUGGGAUGACUUGACACAAUAUAUAUAAUAAAUAAAUGAAUGAUGAAAAUAAAGCGAGACGUAAAUUAAACUGUCUUAUCUGUCCUUACGCCUCUUAGGUCGCGCGCAUCGCACUUGUAUUUAAACCGAUUAACUUUAAUUCUACUUCUAUUAUUAUAUUAUAGAUAGGUACUAUAUUGCCCAUACACACAACUCUCACUGUACGACAUACACGAUAACCUGUGUCAAACGAUAAUUUAAUAAAUAAACUGAAACACGUACGUACGAAAA
This is a messenger RNA of Ceratina calcarata, 3939 nucleotides long. RefSeq names its product paramyosin, long form. The record is from RefSeq and is a predicted model, not a curated record. Gene Ontology annotation, cellular component: bicellular tight junction; myosin complex. Bases 318 to 2945 code for a protein of 875 amino acids. NCBI's taxonomy places the organism in Eukaryota, Metazoa, Arthropoda, Insecta, Hymenoptera, Apidae. The transcript has 16 exons.